ACCGACGAGAACCGCGCGAUCCACCGAUCUGGGUUGCUCCAUGACAUCUCUCAGUAUGUGGCAUAAGUAAUGGCCAAAACAUCCAGAUAGCCAGUGGCUGCAAAUAUUCGAUGCGUGGCCUUACCUCCGUACGAUUCAGGCCACAGCUGUUCGGGGGUAUAUAGUCGGCGGUCUGCCAGAGACCGUUUCUCUCGCUCCUGCGCUGGACCGCAACACAGUCUUUCCUCUUCAAAUCCCAUCGGUGCUACCAAUCAUGGCCAGUGGUUGUUGGAGAUGGACAUUCAGACUAUACCUUUUAGCGGUGUGGGUCUCUGCGGUCGGCAUGUUCGGUGUGCAAGCAUGGUGGCUGGUCAGAUUGGUUUUAGAUGCUGAUGAAAGCCCUAUGGGGCAGUACCCUUUCGAAUGUUUGGCUCUGAUUGUGAUAUGCAUCCCUCUUCUCCCCAUGGGUUUCGCUAUAAUUAUGUUCUACGUGGUGCUCCGUGAGGGCGCCAUAACUGGCGAGGUAAUAUCAGACUCCGAGCUUUGUGCCGAAAUGGGAUAUCUUUUCUACGGCUGGUAUUUCGGAUUUGAUGCGAUCUGCAACUUCGUGGCUUUCAUCGUCCUGGGGAUACGCUUACACUUCAAGUUACGCAGCGCCGAUAUCGACAGCCCGCUUUGUCAAGAUUACAUCGAUAUCGAUCCAACAUGCGCUACUACGCGCAGAGUCGUGCAAUCGACCAUGGGCGUAUUUGUUGUCGUCGGUGUCGCAUUCCUCGCCUACUACAUACGGAAUCAAGUGCGCGACGAGCGCGAAUACCGCAGAAAGGAGGCGGCGAAACGCGAUGCAGAGCACGGUCUGUUGCCUGAGAUCGAGGAUGGGACGCGCCCUCGUCGACAAGCUCAGGAGACCGGGCAGCUCGAUGCCUGGGUGGAGGACGACUUACCGACGUACACACAGGCGCGGACCACUCAUCAGCCUAAGCCGGAGGCUAUCCAAAGUAUGGGGAUCUCGCUCGCGCAUAACUCGGAGGUGUCGCAUGGAUCUGCCUCGCGCCAUGUCGGCAACAAUACGAAGAGCCCGAAGGCUUCGAUGAAGGGAGCCAUCGCACAAGGCAGUGCAGGAAGACCGACUGGGGCCGUUGUGCAUCGUGGUUCCGAGGACAGUGAUAGGCGCAACGCCAAGCGUCAAGGAGCGACUAUGGCAAUCCGACCUUCCGCUUAUAGACAGGACACCGCGUCUGCGGAAUCUGCACUGAUUGAUGCACCAUCUCGCUUGGCCCGGGACACAGCAGCGAGGACCGCGUAUCGAGAGCAGGGUAGCCAGUUACGGUAUCCGCCCAGCGCGCAUGCCACAUCGAGGAAACAUGAUGCGUUUCGCACUAAUCAAAGGUUUUGA
Messenger RNA from Punctularia strigosozonata HHB-11173 SS5, 1375 nucleotides. RefSeq lists its product as uncharacterized. Bases 254 to 1375 code for a protein of 373 amino acids. Lineage: Eukaryota; Fungi; Basidiomycota; Agaricomycetes; Corticiales; Punctulariaceae. The transcript has 6 exons. The record is from RefSeq and is a predicted model, not a curated record.